Molecule: messenger RNA, 582 nt
Organism: Parnassius apollo (apollo)
Lineage: Eukaryota; Metazoa; Arthropoda; Insecta; Lepidoptera; Papilionidae
Source: the annotation of a GenBank genome assembly
AUGUACAUGUCGCGUCUCUUCGCUUCAUAUUCCGGUGAUGGAAGUGGCUCUCUGCACUUAGUUAUUAGCGGUGUAACUUCGGAAGCAUACAUGACUAAUGAUUCGGAUGAUGAUGUUAUUGAAGUUGUUCGAGACGAAGCGCCCAUCGAAAUACUAUCAGAUGGUGAAGAACUUGAACGUGAAAGGGCCAAGCUACAGAAUUCAUCAUAUGAAUUUCACUUCGCUGAUUUACCAAUUGGCCCAGAAAACCCUACAGAUGUUUUCGAAAAUUCGAAAGACACGUUAAAAGAUCCGCUUAUGAACUCUACUAUAGACGGCGAAACAUCCAUAAAUGUAACGGAUUGUAGUAAGACUAUUUCGCACGGUAAAAGUCUUGAAGAAAAAAAAGAUAUAGAUGGUAAUGAUAAAGAAGGCGAUGAUAGUAAGGGUGAUAACACUUAUAUUAACGUUACAGACCCCGUAUUAAACGAUGGCGACAAACAAACAUCUAAUCAAGAAAUAACACAAAUUAAACCGCCUCUUACUGAUACUAUUAGUUCUGGUCCUAAUGAAGGUACUAAUGAUCAUACGAAUAACAAUUAA